Wyeomyia smithii (pitcher-plant mosquito) is the source of this 1915-nucleotide messenger RNA. RefSeq names its product 7-methylguanosine phosphate-specific 5'-nucleotidase (gene cN-IIIB). The record is from RefSeq and is a predicted model, not a curated record. Gene Ontology annotation, molecular function: magnesium ion binding; 5'-nucleotidase activity. Gene Ontology annotation, cellular component: cytoplasm. Lineage: Eukaryota; Metazoa; Arthropoda; Insecta; Diptera; Culicidae. The transcript has 4 exons. Bases 528 to 1436 code for a protein of 302 amino acids.
CUAAUGUAUGCCAAGUAUCCAGAACUAUGAGAACGAUAAAAUACACUUUUUGCAGCUCUCUGUAUAUGAUCCAAAAUAAAAAAUUGAUUAGUGCAACAAUUUUCUUAUCAGUUGUUUUGUGAGAUGUUUACGAGUUUGAUUAAGGAAAACACGACUUUUUUUCUAACAGAAGUGAACUAGAAUCUAUAAAAAAUAGACUCAGCAAAAUACUACAUCAGCAAAAAAUUGUCUGGAAGUGCAAGUGCAUCUGUAAAAACUUAACGUAUAUGUGGAGCACGCUUUACGUGGCAGUUAGUAUUCCGAUUGCUUGUUGACUGCGGUAUAAGAAUUUAUAAAUAAAACAAACAAGUCCGAGACGAUAAAUCGCGCGUGUUGCCUCAACGGACCUUAAAUUCUCAGCUGACUACUUAGAGCAGAGAGAAAACAAAAAGGAGAUUGACAGAAAUCGACAGAUAAGUAUCACAGGCUAUAUUGUCUAAGUAAGCAAAAUUCGCUUCUGGCAAGUGUUUAUAGCCGCACGGAAUAUAAUGGUUGGUCAACGUAGAUUUCGACUGAACGAGGUGUCUGCCUUAAAUAAGGACCAUGUUAAAAUUCGUGAUCCGGACAAGGUAGAGCUUAUGCUAAAUGAGCUGGUGGCCGGCGGAAUCGAAAAAUUGCAAGUUGUGACCGAUUUCGAUUACACAAUAACGAAACAGCGGCUCAGUAAUGGGGAAAAGAUUCUUACGAGCUUCGGAAUGUUCAACGAGUGUCGAUCGCUACCGGCCAGUGUGCUAUUGGAAUCGAAAAAAUUGUUUGAGAAGUACCGACCGAUCGAGAUUGAUCCGCAUAUGCCACUGGAGGAGAAAAUAAUUUACAUGAUUGAGUGGUGGAGCAAGACAGGCGAUUUACUCAAAGGUUUUCCGCUCCCGCAGGAAGAGAUCGCCGAAGUAGCUAAGCGCUUCAAGGAAGGUUUGCGGGACGGAACGCAUCAAAUGUUUUGGGACUUGAAUGAACAGCGGGUACCGUGUUUAGUGUUUUCUGCCGGCCUCGGGGAUUCUGUCGUGUCGGUCCUCCGGCAAGCCGACGUGCUACAUCCAAACGUUAAAGUCAUUUCAAAUUUCCUGCAGUACGGCGCCGACGGCAACCUAAAUGGACUGCAGGAAAAGAUGAUUCACACUUUUAAUAAAAAUGAAACAGCGUUGGAAGGUACCGAGUACUACGAUCUAGUGCACGAUCGGGACCAUGUAAUUGUGAUGGGAGACUCGAUCGGGGAUGCAGGCAUGGCCGACGGCAUACCGUCCUCGUCUCAUGUAUUGAAGAUUGGUUUUCUGUUUGAUCAUCCGGAACAAAAUCUGCCACGCUACAUGGACACCUUUGAUAUUGUGCUGAUUGAUGAUCAAACUAUGGACGUGCCACGAGCGAUCUUAGAAAUGGUUAAAAAUAAAUCUCACCAGUAAAAGCGAAGUCACUGUCCCGUAAAGUGUAUUAGCAUAAUUUCUUUCAUAACCUUUCAUCGGUGUGUAAUCGAUUGUUUGUUUUCUACGUUGUUUGUUUUUUUUUUUGUGAAAUGCGAGAAUAUUUUCCUAAACUGUGGCAUAAGUAUUUUAAACAAAACCAUGAGGCCAUUAGUUUACAAAAGUUACAUGCGAUACUUGAAGCACAACCAUUUCGCUAUACUAAUAAUUAAAUGAAAUGACAUAACAACACUACUGCCUACCGGUAGAUACUUAGAGAAAGUUACAAAAUGUUUAUUUAUCUAUUGAGAAAAAGUAAAAUGUUUCGACCUCGAAAAAAAUGUUAAAAAUUGACCGGCAGAUGAACCAGCAGAAUUAUUUUUAAAUGUAUGCAGUAACUUUUUGUUUACUGUUUUCCCUUGUGGACAUUUGGUAGACAAUUAUCAAUGUUGGACCGGUAAUAUAACAAUCUGAACUGAUAA